This is a messenger RNA of Mustela lutreola (European mink), 3925 nucleotides long. It is a transcript of the gene ZSWIM9, whose product is annotated as zinc finger SWIM-type containing 9. Bases 263 to 3133 code for a protein of 956 amino acids. The record is from RefSeq and is a predicted model, not a curated record. Gene Ontology annotation, molecular function: zinc ion binding. NCBI's taxonomy places the organism in Eukaryota, Metazoa, Chordata, Mammalia, Carnivora, Mustelidae. The transcript has 4 exons.
GCGAGGCGCAGCUGGACAUGGGGGAGCAUCUGGGGUAAUGAAGCCCAUCUGAGGACUAGGGGCCAUGUCUAGGACCAGAAUGCACACCUGGAGAGUACAAUAGCUGCAAAUGGGAGGAGGGAGCUACAGCUGGACUGGGGGGCGCGUCUGAGCAGGAGGUGGGCACAAAUAUUGGUGACACUUCUGAAAAUUGGCCGCAAGUGAAUGGGGCACACACCUGUGGGCGAAAAGUACAUACUGGAUGUGAGGAGGACAUCUGGAUAUGGGAGCAUCUCGGAGGCAGGGGCUACAGUUGAAUGUGACGACCCAUGGCGUCACAUCUGGGAUAACAGCCAUAUAUCGGAGACACGUGCAGGAAGGAGGAAGCCACAGGUGCCCCAGGAUGGAGUCCCCACCCAGCACGGCUGGGCAGGAGGAGCAGGAGCUACGGGAGCGUGCCUUCUUCUCAUGGGCCGAGUUCAGCCGCUUCUUCGACGCGUGGUGCCAGCAGCGGCUGGCGCUCUUCUUCGUCAAGAGUUCCAUGCACCUGGCGCGCUGCCGCUGGGCCAGCGCGCCCCCGCUCUACACGCUCAUCGACGUGCUCAAGUACAGCUACGUGCGGCUCGUGUGCAAGGACGUGCGCGCGCCCAGCCGGCCCACCGUGGGGCCUCCCCAGCCCGGCUGCCCGGCCUUCAUCAUCGUCAAGCUGAGCCCCCUGCGGGACCGCCUCGUGGUGACGGAGUGCCAGCUGACCCACUCGCACCCGGCCUGCCCGCUCGAGUUCGCCUACUACUUCCGCCCGGGCCACCUGCUGGCCAACGCCUGCCUUCCGGUGCGCACCACGAACAAGAUCUCCAAGCAGUUCGUGGCGCCGGCCGACGUGCACCGCCUGCUGUCCUACUGCAAGGGCCGCGACCAUGGCGUCCUGGACGCCCUGCACGUGCUCGAGGGGCUCUUCCGCACCGACCCCGAGGCCAAGGUGAAGCUGGUGUUCGUGGAGGACCAGGCGGUGGUGGAGACAGUGUUCUUCCUGACGUCACGCACGCGGGCGCUGCUGCGGCGCUUCCCCCGCAUGCUCCUGGUGGACCGGCUGCCGGGUCUACAGGGCGCGCUGGACCUGCUGGCCGUGCUCUGUGUGGACGCGGCGGGCCGCGCGCGCCAGGCCGCCUGCUGCGUGGCGCGUCCAGGCACUCCAAGCCUGCUGCGCUUCGCGCUGGCCUCGCUGCUGCAGAGCGCGCCCGACGUCAAGGGCCGCGUGCGCUGCCUAACCGCUGGGCCCGAGGUGGCGGCGCAGCUGCCUGCUGUGCGCCAGCUGCUGCCGGGCGCACGCGUGCAGAUUUGCCGCGCACAGGGCCUGGAGACGCUCUUCAGCAAGGCGCAAGAACUGGGCGGUGCCGGCUGCGAGGACCCGGGCUUGUGGCCGCGCCUGUGUCGCCUGGCCGGCGCGUCGUCGCCCGCCGCCUACGCCGAGGCGUUGGCCGAGCUGCGCGCACAUGGCCCGGCCGCCUUCGUGGACUACUUCGAGCGCAACUGGGCCCCGCGGCGCGACAUGUGGGUGCGCUUCCGAGCCUUCGAGGCGGCCCGGGACCUGGACGCGUGCGCUCUCGUGCGCGGCCACCGCCGGCGCCUGCUGCGCCACCUGAGCCCCUCGCGCAGCGUGGCACAGUGUCUCCGCGACCUGGUGGCCAUGCAGUGGGCCGACGCGGUUGGGGAGGCGCCUGAUCGCCUGGACGGUGGGGGGCUGGGGCCAGAGGUCGAGCUGGGGAGGGGAGCGCAAGGGGCGGAGAGGAGAAAGGGCCUGGAGAGCGGGGACUGGGGAGGGGCCCCGAAAGAAGGAAGUAUUUGGAGAGGUGGCCAGUUGGAGGAGGAGUGGCCCCGAGGUUUGGAGGCCAGAGAGCGGGGAGGGGCUCAGUUAGAAAGCGAGAUGGGGGGAGGGUUGCAGGUCCAAGACUGGAGAGAGGUCCAGUUGGAGACCCAGAAAGUGAGAGGCCUAGAAGGGAGUGUUUGGAGAGGGUCCCAGUGGGAGAAUGAGCAGUGGAGAGGACCAGAGAUCAGAGACUGGAGGGGGUUCUUGUUGGAAGAGGAGAAAGAUAAGGGACCGGAAGGUUAUGUUUGGAGAGGAUCCCGGUUGGAGGACCAUGGGCUGAGGGGAUUGGAAGGCUACACCUGGAGGACGGCCCAGCUGGAGGAUCGAAGGGCUAGGGUGUUGGAGACCACAGACCGGAGGGGGACCCAGUUGGAUACCGAGAGGGCCAGGAGUCUUGAAGGGAGCACCUGGAGGGGGGCCCAGCUGCACGAUGAGAGGGCACAUGGGCUAAAAUCCAGAGAUCAGAAGGGAUCUCAGUUGGAACCCGAGAAGGGAAGGGGGUGGGAGGUCAGGAACUGGAGGGGGCGCCAUUUGGAGAAGCCCAGGGAUUUGGUCCCUGAGAAUGGAGACCAAAGGGGGCCCCAGUGGGGAGAGGAGAGGCAGAGGGGGCCGGAUAUUGGAGAAGAGAGAGGAGUGAGUUUGGGGGUCAAAAGAAGAAGGGACCUGGAGGAUGUUGUUCUGGUCCAGCUGGGGGACACAGGGAUGACAGGCCUGGAGAAUGGGGAGGGAGCCCCAUCUAUGGGCCCCAAGAGCAGAGGAGGACAAGCGAUGGAGUGUGGGGGCACAGGAGGGAGGUGUCUAGGGCUGGGGAAUGGAGUGUGCGGCACCCCGUUGGGGACUGUGUUUGAGGGUGAUCCAGAAUGGGCAGGAACAAGGAGAGUCUACCUGGCCGCUGGGGAGAGCCUGCAGGAAGGCGGUGAAGAAGGCAGCCCGAGGGAACCGAAGAGGCCUUGCUGCCCCUCAGCAGAGGAAGAGGUGGACUGGGAGCCCCUGGCCAAGUUCCGAGCGGCGUGUGGGCCGGAGCUGGCAGAACUGGUGGCCGAAGAGCUGGCCUUUGCCAGGCAGCAUGGUACCCGCGGUUUCCACUGGACUGGAGCUGGGUUUGCCCUUAAGGAUGGCACCUCGGACUUCUUCCUAGACAGGGCUCUGACCCGCUGUAGCUGUUCCAUCCAUGCCGCGCGGCGUCUGCCUUGCCGCCACCUGUUCGCAGCACGCCUCCUCACAGGGGCAGCCUUAUUCCACAUGGACCUGCUCAGGGAUUGCUGGGGGAGAGCUCCAGAACCCUGACCCACCAGGGUCCUGCCUGCCACCUUCCGCUGCAAAGGUAGGAGGGCAUUCUUCAAUCCCAAAGAUAAUAGGGCUGAGGCCAAGGAGGCCAACCCAGUCCCUCUGGCCACCUCCUGUGUCAUCCAGGGACCUCACCUUGGCCGCUUGUCUCUCUGGGUACAAGGGGAGGCUGACUGGUCUCUGAGGCCCUGGAGCCACAGUGUGGAAGACGGUGGUGGCCAAGAUGGCUUCUGAGGGCUUCCCUCAGGAGAGGAAAUGUGUGAUGGGACAGGGGCAGGUUGGGGCAGAAGGAAGUAAGGGGACAAAGCUUGGGGAGGGGAAGACACCAGGACAUGGGGAGAGCCCAUGCAGGAGCAAAUGUUCACUCCAUAGAGUGCGGGGGUGAAGGAGAGAAGCAAGGGGGACUGUAGGAGGACAGAUUGGGGGUGGGGGGGAGAGAAGCUAGCAGGGAGACGAGCAGAGGAGAGAGGACAAGAGGAGAGGCAGAAAUGGGGAAAAGCAGAGGGAGGCAAGGGAGAAGGAGGCCAGGGUGGAGGACAGAGGGGAAAAAAAAUCAAAAAGGACACACAGAAAGAAAAGGUAUGGGAGAUGGGGAGAGAAGGAAUAAGAGGGGAGUGAUUUGAGAGUCUCCAAAGCCCAGAGGCUUGGAUCCCCUUGACCUUCUGGUUGGUCAUUCCCAGAAGAGACUGAAUGAGAGUGGUGUCUGGUGGGAUGGGCUGGAGGUUCUCCAGUGGGAGAGGGGACAGUCUGGACUAUUGUGCUUCAAGAUUGGAAUAAAACGUAUUAUUUUGA